GUUUAGUUAACUGUUUCCUGAUUAAUCUUUACCUGAGAGCAUUUUUUUUUUAUGUAUAGUUUUAAUAUAUAACGAAAUGUUCUGUAAAGUCACGUUCACGAACCAGAAUUUCAUAAGAACACAAGAAAUAAGGGAAGCUGCAAGAAGCCACCAGGCCUACACGUGGCAGUCCCUGCAUGAAAUAUACCUACCUAUUUCCACUAUCAUCCCUAUUCGUAAAUAUAUCCGAUCUUCUCUUAAAGCUCCCUAAUGACUCAGCACUAACAAUUUGAUUAUUGAGUCCGUUCCGUUCAUCUUCCACUUUGUCUGAGAACCAAUUCCUUCCUAUCUCUUUUUUGAACCUAAAUUUUUCAACCUAACUAUUUCUUCAGGCGAGAAAUGAAUCCUCUUACAUAAAGAAAACGGGAAAAAUCUGCAUGAAUCUGCCUUUCGCUGCACCAGAUAACCAACACUUCCUCACUGAAUCUCUCGCUGCACUAGAUAACCAACACUUUCUCACAGGGGCAGCAUGGGCGUGCAGAAGCUCCUCACGAAGGCCUUCAUAUGGGUGUUGGUUCGCGUGGCGGCAAUCAUCUUCUUGAAGGACGCUGGGAAACACGACUACGACAUCUAUCCCUCCACCGUCCUGAGCGAGUAUGACUUUAUAGUGGUGGGAUCUGGGUCAGCGGGCGGGGUAGUGGCGGCGCGGUUGGCGGAGACGGGAUGGCAGGUGCUGCUGUUGGAGGCUGGAGACACCCCGCCCUACCCCAGCACGGUGCCAGGGCUCGCUCCCAUCCUGCUCGGCUACACUGAUGCUGACUGGAGCUACGAGACUGUUCCUCAGAGACAUGGACUUGAUGCCUUUGACGAAAACUCCCUCAAGAUCUCCGCCGGGCGUGCCCUGGGCGGCACCUCCACCAUCAACUGGCUCUUGCACGUGCGAGGCAACAGGCGGGACUUCGACAACUGGGAGGCGUUAGGCAAUCCAGGGUGGGGUUACAGUGACGUCCUGGAGUACUUCAAGAAAGCCGAGGACUACAGAGGUGUCCGUCACGUCCAUUCACCUUACAGAGGCAGGGGAGGACCGGUGGCUGUGGAGGACAUACAAACACUGUCCCUGGUGGCUGGAGGCAUUCUAAGGGCCGGUCAUGACCUUGGCUACAACGUGACUGACCCCAACAGUGAAGAGCAGAUUGGGUUUAGUGUGCCGGAUAUCACCACGAGGGAUGGACGCCGCUCCUCCACCGCCGAGGCAUACAUCCGGCCCGCUGCUGAGGCGUACCCAGGUCUGCAUGUGCUCACCAACGCGCUGGCGACUAAGGUGUUGCUUGACGAUGAGAAGAACGUGCUUGGUGUUAUCUACGACCACGGCGGCUCGCUGUACAUGGUCGGCGUGCGGCAUGAGGUGGUCUUGUCCGCGGGAGCUAUCGGGUCACCUAAACUCCUCAUGUUGUCUGGCAUUGGCCCCGCUCACCACCUGCACUACCACAGAAUACCCACAUUGGUUCACCUGCCUGGAGUGGGCGCCAACCUGCAUGACCACGUGACGGUGUCUGGCCUCACCUGGACUACGCGGCCCGGCACCUCUGUCUCCUUCUCCUCGCUGCUCAGCCUGAAGACCAUCAAGGAUUACCUUAUCAAGAAGCGAGGUCCCCUCGCCACCGCAUUUGGAGUGGAAGUGUGCGCGUGGACAGAGUCAGAAGGAGAUGAGCCGCAGUGGCCUGACCUGCAGCACACCUUCUCCUCCUUGACCCUCGCCUUGGACCACGGCUGGGAGAUGGCGCACGUGGCGGGUUACAAGAAAGAGGUGUUCGAGCCGUACUUCUCAGAGCUCAUGGGUCUAGAGGGCUACACCGCCUACCCCGAGGUGCUGCGGCCCAGGAGUCGCGGCACAGUGCGGCUCAGCUCAGGCCACUACCAAUCCCCGCCGCUCGUUGACCCCAACUACCUGAGUCACCCCGAUGACCUGCGCUUAUUGAUUAAAGGCAUCAAGUUUGUGCUGGCGGUUGGCAACACUACGAUCAUGAGAGAAAACUUUGAUGCCGUCUUCAAUACUCAGGUCCUGCCGGGGUGUGAGCAGGAGCCCCUGUUCUCAGACGCCUACUGGGCCUGUUACGUGAAGCACAUGGCCACGACAAGCUACCACCUCGCCGGCUCCUGCAAGAUGGGUCCAGACGAUGAUCCUUUCGCAGUAGUGGAUCAUAGACUCAGGGUGCGUGGGGUGUCCGGGCUGCGGUUGGCAGACGCUUCCAUUAUGCCGCUGGUCACCUCGGGCAACACCAACGCGCCCACUAUCAUGAUUGGCGAGAAGGCGGCGGACAUGAUCAAGGAGGACUGGCUCGGGGUUCCUCAGGGUCACCCCGACCCAAGAAGUGGACCGCUUCUGAAUACGAGUCUUGGAAGCGUCAGUCUCGUGAUGAUCUACCGCCUGAGUCGCUUCAUCCCAGGGCUGCUGGUGCGGCUGCUGGUGGCUGUGGGUCUGCGGGGCUCCAACGAUCACAACUAUGACGCCUCGGACAAGCUGCUGUACCAGUAUGACUUUAUUGUGGUGGGCGGGGGCACUGCUGGCGGGGCUGUGGCGGCGAGGCUGGCGGAGGUGGAGGGCUGGCGGGUGCUGCUGCUGGAGGCUGGAGGACCGCCGCCCCCCGAGAGUGUGGUGCCGGGCCUCAACGUGGUGCUGAUGCAAAGUGACGCAGACUGGAACUAUUUCACGGUGCCCCAGAAACACUCCCUCAGAGGUUACGUAGGCAGGUCAUGCCACUUCCCCACUGGCCGCGCCCUGGGAGGCUCGUCAACUAUUAACUGGAUGAUGUACGUACGAGGCAACAGGCGGGACUUCGAUAAGUGGGAGGCGAUGGGCAAUCCCGGGUGGAGCUUCGACAACGUGCUCAAGUACUUCAAGAAAUCCGAGGACUACCGAGGUGUUCGCCGCCCAGAGACAGCGUUUUACCGCGGCGUCGGGGGUCCUGCCAGCGUGGAAAACAAGCGCUGGGGAACUCCGCUCAUGCACGCCAUCCUGAAGGCGGGCAACCAGCUCGGGUAUGAUGUUAUCGACCCAAACGGACCCGAACAAAUAGGAUUCUCCAUUCCUGACAUGACAACAAAGAAUGGGCGGCGGGGAACCUCAGCUGACUCCUACAUCCGACCUGCAGUCAUCCGCCGCCCCAACCUGCACGUGGUGAUGAACGCCUUCGUCACGCAGAUCCUUUUUGAUGACCGGAAGCGCGCCAUUGGAGUAAGAUUUGAGCAAUACGGGAAGGUACGCACGGUGAUGGCGCAGCGCGAAGUUGUGGUGUCGGCGGGCGCUGUGGGGUCCCCGAAGCUGCUCAUGCUCUCCGGUGUGGGGCCUGAGGAACACCUGCGGCGCCACAAGAUCCCCGUCGUAGUGAACCUGCCUGGCGUGGGGGAGAACUUCCAAGACCACCCCUCCAUCUUCGGCCUCACCUGGACCGUGAAGAAGGGAUCUGACUCAGUGUUUCGUGUCGUCCGUCCCCAGGCGAUCGAGGAGUAUUCGAGACACGGCACAGGGCCGCUGAGUUGUCCCCUGGGCGUGGAGGUGAACGCGUGGGCCAUGUCAGAGGAAGGGGACCCGUACUGGCCUGAGCUGCAGUUCCUCUUUGUCUCCGGCACUCCUGCUUUUGACUACGGCUUGUUUGUCACGGACGGCAUUGGCUACACGAGAGAGCUGUUCAACAAGUACUACAAGUCCCUGAUUGGCCUCGAGGGGUUCACGGUGGGGCCAAUGUUGACUCGCCCUAAGAGUCGCGGCACUGUCAGGUUAAGGUCCCGUGACCCCAAAGACUCGCCCCUUGUCGACCCCAACUACCUCAGCCACCCCGAUGAUGUGGCCACGCUUGUUCGGGGCAUCAAGUUCGCUCUUACAGUCGGCAACGCACCAGCACUUCGGGAGGAGCUUGGUGCCAGAUUUCACAGUCAGCCUCUGCCGGGAUGUGAACGGGAGAUUCCUGGCUCAGACCCGUACUGGGCGUGCUACGUGCGCCACAUGGCCAAGACCACGUGGCAUCCAGUGGGCUCCUGCAAGAUGGCGCCGCCCUCAGACCCUCUCGGCGUGGUUGAUCACACUCUCAAGGUGCGCGGGGUGUCCGGGCUGCGGGUGGUGGACGGCUCCAUCAUGCCAGUCAUCACCAGCGGGAACACCAACGCUCCCUGCUACAUGAUCGGCGAGAAGGGCGCUGACCUGAUUAAGGAGGAUUGGGGUGUCUUGCCAGGGUAGACGACACGCAAAGGCGGCCUCUUGCUGCCUUGUGAUGAGUCCCCAGGGCGUCCCUCAUUGCCCAGGCGGUCUUGCUGGCACCAGGACGGCCUCAUUAUCUCAUAGCUAGUGCGGGCAUGCCUAAGAGUGCCUUGCCUUGCCUUGCCUUGCCUUGCCUUGUCUUGUCUUGCCUUGCUUUGCUUUGACUAGGCCUCUCAUUGCCUCCAGAGCUCCUGCCAGCGAACCGUCCUGGGACCAUAUUCUGAAA
Messenger RNA from Scylla paramamosain (green mud crab), 4460 nucleotides. RefSeq lists its product as uncharacterized. The record is from RefSeq and is a predicted model, not a curated record. The transcript is spliced from 26 exons. The coding region runs from base 509 to 4213 and encodes 1234 amino acids. Gene Ontology annotation, molecular function: oxidoreductase activity, acting on CH-OH group of donors; flavin adenine dinucleotide binding. NCBI's taxonomy places the organism in Eukaryota, Metazoa, Arthropoda, Malacostraca, Decapoda, Portunidae.